Molecule: messenger RNA, 207 nt
Organism: Arctia plantaginis
Lineage: Eukaryota; Metazoa; Arthropoda; Insecta; Lepidoptera; Erebidae
Source: the annotation of a GenBank genome assembly
AUGGUGGCGCGCGCGCACGUGGCCAGUGCGGCGGCGCCGAGCGCGUGGGGCGCGGCGGCGGCGGCGGCGCGCGCGCGGCGCACCUGCCCCAGCGCGCCGCACGCGCGCGCGCACCGCUGCGUCAGCGCGCAGCUGCUGCAGCGCGAGCGCGCCGUCACCAGCCGUCGCCUGCUCCACGCCAGCGCUGGGGACGACUCGAGGGUUUAA